GGAGGUGGAACAAAUCACCACCCUUUCUUACUAUCACCAUAGAAGUCAUUAGUCCUCCUACACCAUGUCUAAGCUUCUGCACUUGCCCUUCUUGCUCCUCCUCCCUCUCCUAUCUGCCCCCAGAGCUGGAGCGGCCUCCUCACACCACCAUCACCUGAGGUCACUCCACUUCUCCCUUUUCCAACAAGAGACCAUAAACAAGACCGGCUACAUCGUCGUCGACGGCGUGGCCGGCGCCGGCGUCGGCCAAACCACCACCCCCUUCGGCACCAUCUUCGUCUUCAACGACGGCAUGACGGUCACGCCGAACGCGUCGUCUCGAGUCGCAGGCAUCGCCGAGGGGGCUUCCAUAACCUCCAGCCUCGACGGCCUGCGAAGCGUGUCGUUCGCAAAGAUCACUCUCAGGAUCAGAGGCCUACAGGGCUCCAUCUCGAUCGUGGGCGGCACCCACAACAUCAAGCCGGCGGACCACCCGGUCGUCGGCGGCACCGGCGACUUUAUGUUCGUUGGAGGGUACGUGAGGUCGUCGCCGGUGGACUUGGAAGGCGUGACGGUGGUCUACAAGAUCGAGUUCCAUCUGUAUUGGCCACCGUAUGCCGCCAACGGUCCUUCCAAAUAGUUGAGCCUCUGCUGCCACAGCUGCACCGAGUUGGUGUUCUUUUAAACUACGGUCUUAGUCUAAAGGGAUGAAUGUCCAGAAUAAUUACGUUGAUUUGCAAUUCAAAGUGGCAUAUCUUUCUCUUUCAA
Molecule: messenger RNA, 747 nt
Organism: Musa acuminata AAA Group (dessert banana)
Lineage: Eukaryota; Viridiplantae; Streptophyta; Magnoliopsida; Zingiberales; Musaceae
Product: dirigent protein 19-like
Exons: 1
Coding region: 65-619 (184 amino acids)
Source: RefSeq, a predicted model, not a curated record